AUGUUUGAUUGCAACCAGUCGAAUAAGCGACCCAAGUAUGAUACAAAGCUUCUAAAUGAAGUGCCUGUUGUUAAGAGGAAGAGUAACAUAUUAGGUGGUGACGAUGACGAUGACGAUGAUGAUGAUGAUGAUGAGUUUCUUAUUGAUUUCAAUGCGCUUUCUUCCCCGGAGAGAGGAAGUACCAAUAAUACACUGAACAGGUCACAAUCUGCUACUAAGCCAGAGUCUGCUGACGUGUCACAUUCUGAUGAGUCAGAGUCUGUUUACAAGUCACAAUCUGUUGAUGCGCCACUGUUGGCCGUUGAUAAUUCAAAAUAUGAUAGGUCAGAUUGUGAUAGGUCAGAUGUUAUCCUGAAGAUUGCAAACGAUGGCUUACUUGCUACGCUUCAUCUUUCUGACGCCGAACAAGUACAAAAAGUCAAACAGAAGUUCUCUAGUUACAAUUUCCCCCAACCUUCUUCGUUGAAGUCGGAGCUAAAGCGAAGUGCUCAACGUCACUUGCCUUUGAUAAAACGAAUACUCCAUGGGAAACAUAAAGUGUCGAUUUUCUACGACAUGGCCAAACAGAAACAAGCUGCCUCCGAACACCAGACUAUCACCAACGUAGAGAAGCUAGACAUUGAUUGGAGACAAUUCUGUGGAGGUUAUUAUGGAUUUAAGAGACAAUACUACAUUGCAUCAGUGAUUGAAAAUAGUCUACGGAAUACACUUCGGAACUCUGAGAGUCGAAAUAGAACUAUAGAAUAUUGGACUAUUCCUUCCUUCACGGCUUAUGUGCUUGCCAAUGAAGUGAUUAUACGUUUGGUCAUGAAAGACAUGGCUUAUAACUACGAUCAAGCAGAAGCUUUGGUGCUAGAGACUUCCGAAUAUGGAUACACUGUUUCUGACACCAUUGACUUAGAUGAUGACUUGGAAAUUUCGGACAAUGAUGAUGAUGAUGGUGCUGCUGGUGCUGGGACUGGUCACUUUGAGCAAACCAUCGAUGGUGUCAAGCUGAAAUCCACUACGGUUACUUCCACUACAGGUUCUUUACUUGAAGAGUUGUAUAAUAGUGAUUGA
Messenger RNA from Lizanozyma spartinae, 1059 nucleotides. RefSeq lists its product as uncharacterized. NCBI's taxonomy places the organism in Eukaryota, Fungi, Ascomycota, Pichiomycetes, Serinales, Debaryomycetaceae. The coding region runs from base 1 to 1059 and encodes 352 amino acids. The transcript has a single exon. The record is from RefSeq and is a predicted model, not a curated record.